CGUGACAGUUUCGUUUAAUAAUUCUGUCUUAACUUUGGAUUGCAUCGGACUGUUGGCUUUGGAGCGAGCGAUAAAACCACAAAAUGAAAAACGUAUGGAUGAUAAUCUUUGCCGUUAUUAUAAUCAGUGCAAAUAUAGCGAUAACGGAGAAAGCAGAGCGCCUUGGUCGAGUAAAACUGCAUAAAAGUGCUAAAGCAACAUCUCUCGGGGACGAGAGGAAUGCGGAAAAGAUCCUGACGUACCGGAGUUACGGUAUUCAACUUUACAGUACGGCAAGUCGCAACUAUUCCACUAAAAUUAUUUCGCACAGAAAAACAAGACGAAAAGGAUUUAUUAUUGUUUCCCGCUUCAGGCGAGAUUUAGUAUCCGGCAAUAUUAUUAUAACACACAAUUUUAACGAGAAGAUUGUGACUCCCGGGGAUGACGUAAGUUUACAAUGCACUGCAACGGCUGAGAGGCCACCUCGGUUCGUAUGGGACAGAGAUGGAGUCGUCAUAUCCCCAAACACAGAACAAAGAUAUACUAUAGGACAGAUGAUGUCACCCAACGGAGUCGGUGUGGUGUCACACUUAAACAUAACACGGUCUAGAGUGGAGGACGGAGGGUUAUACUCCUGCAUAGCGGUGGAAGGGGAGUCUAGCGUCAGUCACUCUGCUAGGAUUGACGUUUAUGGUCCACCGUAUAUCAGGUCUUUACCGCCAAUAAAAGUUCAGAGCGGAGAGCCCUUGAAGUUGCGGUGCCCCUACUAUGGGUUUCCAAUAAGCAAACUCGAAUGGGAGCACAGGGGAAAAAGAGUAUUAAGUUCAAUGAUAUCACAACAUCCUCGGUAUAAGAGAUCGAGCCAAUCACAGAGGAAGCCCACUGAAAAAAAUCUUAGUGAAGAACAAUAUUAUACAGGAAAUGAAAUUAAACGUAUAAAGCGGCAGAUAUUUGAACCUAAUGAAGACGGAGUUCUAAGUAUACCAAAAGUAUUGAAGGAGAGUAAUGGAGAUUCCUACACGUGUAUUGUACAUAGUCCUUCAGGUGAAAUGGCAAGAAGGUCUUUCGAAAUUCAAGUAGUCGAAGCUCCUGAACUGGACGAGCUGCGCGUGGGCACAGGGCUGAAAGAAGGACAGAUUGUACAGAUAACCUGCAACAUCAUCAGUGGCGACCCCCCGAUAUACUUCUCCUGGUUGAAAGAUGGGAAGAAAAUGCCAGCGAGUCUCAAGAUAAAUGAGAGAAGUUCAGAACUAUUCAGCGUUUUAAUCAUCAAGAGGGUGUCUUUGGAACACUGUGGAAAGUACACCUGCAUAGCUACCAAUCACGUCGGAAAAGUGAACCAGACAGCCGACCUUUUCAUAAAUGUGGCCCCAAAGUGGAUAGACGAGCCUACCAACUCGUCCCUUCUGCUCGGGCAGAGAGGAGUGGUGUACUGCAACGCCAACGGUUACCCUACUCCGCAGAUACACUGGAUGAAGAGAGACGCCACACUUGGUAUUUGGAGGCCCGUCCUCGACCUCGCUGGCGGGGGCAUCAUGAGCUAUCCCAACGGCACCCUUGUCAUCGAAGUUGUGUCACUGGCGGACGAGGGCGUGUAUUCUUGCAACGUCGAAAACGGCGUCGGGGAAAGUUUGAACAAAAACCUGUGGAUCACAGUCAAUAAACCAGUGCACUUUGAGUCAAUGGGCUCCAAUGUGACAACUAAGGUGGGCCUGCCGGUGACCCUGACGUGUCGUCCUCUGGGCGACAACCCCAUUCGGGUCAAAUGGAGCCUCAACGGAAACCCCAUAGACUUCACUUCUUCCAGAAUAUCGGUAUCUGAAACCAAAAGCCACAACGGAAUCAAAAGCAUCAUCAGCAUCAGCUUCGUGGAGAGCCGAGACGGAGGGCACUAUGAGUGCAGAGCUAGUAACCCCUACGGAGUAGCGGCUUACAAUCUACAUCUAAGGAUACUAGAACCUCCUACCCCUCCACUGGACUUGCAAGUGGACUCCGUGACGAGUGACUCGGCAAAGCUCUCGUGGCGCGAUACUAUCAGUUCCCAUGUCCAGUACUACAACGUUCAAUACGCCACAAAUGACUUCAUGCUUUGGGAUACCGCUAAGAGCAUCAAUAUUACUAGACAAGACAACGACAUUCGUCAGAGCAUCGAGCUCCGAGACUUGAUGCCGGCCAUGGACUACAGAGUGCGAGUGGCUUCGGGGAACCAAGUCGACCUCAGUCCUUUCACGCAACCUGCACAUUUUACUACGCAACAGAAAGCUCCAUCAUCCACCCCGUUGGGAGUGCAAGUCCAGGCAACGGAUAACCCCGGAGAGCUGAUAGUGUCCUGGCUGCCGCCGCCUCGGGACAGUCAUAAUGGACAUCUGCAAGGAUACCAUGUCAAAGCGGUGCCGAGGAUCGGGGGUGACAUUGGCACAGACGACACCCAAACUAAAGUUUUAAAGGUGAUGUCGAGAAAAGGAAAACAAGAAACAACGUUAAGCGGCCUGUUAAAAAAUACAAGAUAUGCUGUUUCAGUGAGCGCUUUUAAUUCUGCCGGUAAUGGGCCAUUUUCGUUGCCGGUUUAUCAAACUACAAGAGAAGGAGCUCCUGAGCAGCCACCAUCCGGCGUCGAGUGUCGCGGCGCGUCGUCCACAUCGCUACGCGUGUCGUGGCAGCCCAUCUCUGCGCAUGGCACUUCUCUGAUCGGAUAUUCCAUCUAUUAUACCACUGAAGACGGAUCUUGGCAAAAUAUGACUUCACCUCACACCGAGAUAUACCUGCAGGCGCUUUUGAAGUACAACAACUACACUAUCAAAGUGGCCGGGUUCUCCAACUACGGCAUGGGACCGUUUUCGUACCCUGUCGUUUGCACUACCCUUCAGGAUGUACCGGGACCUCCGCCAGAGAUAAAAGUUCUGGUAUCAUCGCAGACAUCUCUUCUCAUCAGCUGGAAGCGACCGAUACAUCCCAACGGCGAGAUCACGCAUUACACUGUUCAUGUCAAACCAGUUUCCAGUACGAGUUCUCCACAAAGUUAUCGAGUGGAAGCGACUCAAGAGUCAAACUUGUCACGGCACCUGACAUUCCCAAUCUCAGGGUUAGCCACUGGAAAGCAAUAUGAAGUGUUUGUUAAUGCUCAUACCGUGGCAGGCGAAGGAGCGGCCAGCAACAGGGUGCAUGCGGAACUUUCGUCAAAAGUUGUUGCUGGAGUUGCAUCUCUCGGAGGUCCAAUAUCGGUGGGCGUGGGCAGCUCGCUGCUGCUGGUGUGCCAGUGUGUGGGCGUGCCGCCGCCGCGCACCGUGUGGUACCACAAGCAUAACAUCAUCACGCACCACCCGCGCUUCACCAGGAACCAUGACGACAGUCUGCUCAUAAACAACAUAGACCAGUCCCUAAGCGGCAACUACACGUGCCUGGCGAAGAACCUGUACGGUUCAGACUCCGUGUCGUAUGUCGUGUCCGUUUUGCCGACGCCGGAACCGCCAGCAGUCCGUGCCGAGCCUCACAAACACGCGCUGCGUCUGAUGUGGGAUGCACCAAGAACUGCUGGCAGAGCUCAGAAAAUAACUUACAACCUAUCUUGGAAAGAAGCAAACGGGUCCUGGCAAGACGCGUGGUCAGAGAAGGGAACCAUCAUCCAGGGCGCCCAGGAGUACACCCUGCAGGGCCUGAAGUGUGGUUCGAAGUAUUCGCUGCGGAUGACCGCGGCCAAUAGCGUGGGCGCCAGUCAGCCGGCUUACAUCGAUGCCACUACUUUAGGAGGAGUGCCUGUUGCUCCAACCAGCACUGAAUGGUUUUGGAGUAAUUCCUCCCAUAUUUUUAUCCAGCUAAGUGGCUGGGACGACAAUGGUUGUGAAAUCAUUAAAUGGGAGGUGGAAUAUAGAGAAUUUACGAGUAAAAUUUGGAAGAAGGCCGAGAACCGACUUCCAUCACUUGAUCAAGUUUGGAGUCACUAUGCCGCUACUUCAGUGUUGAAUCAGCCAAACUCUUUUGUGAUGGCGGAUCUGAGCCCAGCCCAGUGGUACCAGAUCAAAAUCACUGCUGAAAACUCCGCCGGUGCAACAACUUCUGUGUUUUCGUUUGCUACCACUACUUUAUUAGGAGAAAGCAUAGGGCCGCCAACGGAUCUCCUGGACCUCAACAUGUUGGUCAUAAUCUGUAGCUGUAUUUUAUUAACAAUUUGUACGUUUACCUGCAUCUACAUAUUAGUCAAAAGGCACAACCAUCAGCGAAUGACCGAGUACCGAAACUCGUUGACGGCUGAGUGCAAGUCUGAGCGCAGCAACGUGACAGUGAAUACGCCACAGAGCGUCCCCACUGAAAUGAACAACAGGGUUUACAGUACUCCAGUACAUUUGACUGCUGAUAGCAAACACGAACUGUACGAAAUAAGCCCGUACGCGCAGUUCGCGAUCGGCUUCAGAACCUUCGGGCACGUGGACAACCAAGAAGUGCCAAGCAGAGUGCACCUGCCGAGCAACAGCAAAUCGCGAUAUGACAGUGAAACAAGUUUUCAAAUGCGCUCGGAAUCUGAAGAAAGUGAUUGCGUAUCACGGACAACUACAUUAAAAAGCGUUCCAAGAAAAGGCUGCAGAGUUCCACAUCAUAGGUAGCCGACGCCUGAAUUGAACUUAAACUAGUCAUCAAAAUAAUUAUAUCGCAAACGGUUGUGUUGCCAAACUCACAACGAGUUUCUACCAUUAGGUAUAUUCAGAAAAUGAAGAAAUGUACUGUUUAUUUUUUCUAAACACAUGUACCUAUUUUUUUUGGGCUAUGGAUUUAUAUAUUUCUAAUCAAAAUCACUGCCUAUUGAUUCACUUUAUUUUGGGAGUAGACUAAUCCAAAAAAUGUAUGAAGGCAUAUUUAUUUUAUUUAGGCGUAGUUUAGGGUCUUGUACAUUUACAUUCAUUUCUUAUUUUUAUAAUGUCAUGUCAUUGUCACUCAUAAAAUAAGUGGGUACCUACCUGUUUUGUUUUUCCUGUUUUUAAUAAUGUUUUAGAAAAUCGACGAUAUAAUAAUUAUGCUACCAAAAGCUGCCAUUGCUCACUACUUACAGAUGGUGAUUACAGCCCCUCUAGCACAACUUGCCUUAUCUGAAAUGUGUUCAUUUGACAGGUUAUUAAAUAAGAUAUGAGUAUUUUGCCUAUCAUUGACUAAUUAGACUGUAGUAUAUCUACCGUCAAUACAAAGACAAAGCCCUCUAGACAGACCACCAAAGGUAGCGACAAAACGGACAUGCACAUGACAAAAAAAAUUAAUUACAUUAUCCGUGAAACAGUUUUCUCGGUUAAACAAAUGGCAGCGUUUCAACCUCAUUUUCAAGCGACAGAGUAAUGCAAAAUUAUAGGAUCUGAUAUUAAUAUUUAUAACAAAUAUUAACCUACAAUACUGCCACUUUGAAGCGACAGUCUGUAGCGAUUUAGAGACGCCUAAGAAAUUCAAAACACGGUACGCCAUUUGUAAUCUAGUCAAAAUAGUUUUACCGUGUCAAAAAUUAACAAGUUUUCUACCAAAUUUUCUGAAAGAUGUGUUAUCAAAUGUACAUAUUUGUAAUAAGUAAUUAGUUAGGAACAAUUUUAUUAUUAAUCUUAGUUGUUAGUAAACAAUAGUGUAAUAUACCUACGCACCAAAACAAAAAUAUCAUAGAAGUCCGUAUACACUUUAUGUUUAUUGCUCUCCGUUUUUUACAAUUAAUUUGAGCUGUUUUAUUACUAUACUAGCCUAUUUUUAAUUACUGGACAGUUGCAAUAUGUAUCAUACAAAAUGGCAGCGAAAAAAUAAAGAAAUGGUAAUAAAUAAACUCAAGAAUGGACAUGAGAUCAGAAAUAAACGAUGAAGAGUCGGAUAUAGCAUUAUACAUAUUGAAAUUUGAAUUAAAUUGAAAUAAAUCUAGGUUUAUUGUUUAAACUGAAUGAAUAUAACAACAAUUUAUUAUUCUCUUUAUUCAUUUUAAAUCUCAGGCUAGGUUAUUUUAUAAUAUGAUUAUAAAAGUAAAAUACAAAACCACUUACAAAACAAUAUAAAAUAUA
Leguminivora glycinivorella is the source of this 5993-nucleotide messenger RNA. RefSeq names its product Down syndrome cell adhesion molecule-like protein Dscam2. The transcript has 36 exons. Bases 84 to 4577 code for a protein of 1497 amino acids. Gene Ontology annotation, biological process: cell-cell adhesion. Gene Ontology annotation, molecular function: protein binding. The record is from RefSeq and is a predicted model, not a curated record. Lineage: Eukaryota; Metazoa; Arthropoda; Insecta; Lepidoptera; Tortricidae.